ACUGGGUUUAUACAUUAGUCUACCACUGUGAUAUUUAAACGACACUCCGAUCCGCGCUCCAUCAGCUCUCUUACUUGCAUUUCUUUUCAGUACUGACAGGUGUCGUGCAUGUGCGGUACCUUGACCCACUACGAGCGAACUUUCACCCAUGUACUUUGACCCCGCUACGUGCGAAGAAGGACUUUCAUCUUCCUUUGAUACAUAAUUUUUAAAAACCUGUUACAACUACUGCAUAGUUAGUCACAGGAGAAAGAUGGACGUGGGAUCUUCCCUGUUUCUGCUCGGUUCGUCUGCUGUUGCGGUAUGGUACAUCUUCGUUCGCCGAGCCACCGGCGGGCCCGCAAACUUCCUGCACCGGAAGACUGGAAAAGCCGACCCCUCGGCCGGGUACGGUCUAAAAACUGCAAGUUUACCUCCCGUGACUGGGUUCCCGCUGAAGAUCCUCACAACUGUUCUCAACUCUGUCUUUGGGACAAAAAUUCUCAUUCCCAAUGCAUACAAGAAUUCCAACGGUGAUCUCCUGAGGAAGAUUGUGAUUCCAGAGGACCCCACCAUGUAUCCCAUCAUGCCAUUUGAUGGUCCCAGCAUACCUUUGGGCAGCAAGACCUCCACUGACCUUGCUGACCUCACACGACCCAGAUCGAGGUCCCCAGAUGACUUUCACCACUGGGAAGUGGCAGACUUCAUACAGGCCUACACCUCAGAGACCAUGACACCCACAGAAGUUGCAGAGCGAGCCAUCAGGGCCAUCCAGGACAGUGACAGGAGGAAACCUCCACUAAGGGCCAUCAUUCAGUACAAUGUGGAAGAAAUAAGAAAGAUGGCUGCUGCCUCGACUGAGCGGUACAGAAACAACUCCCCCCUGUCCCCACUGGAUGGAGUUCCAGUCUGUAUUAAGGAGGAGCUUGCUGUGGUGCCUUACUACCACCGGAGUGGUACAGACUGCCUUGGCUGCGACGCCCCUUCUACUGUAGACUCUACUGUCGUGGCCAAGUUACGGGAGGCAGGCGCGGUCAUUCUGGGCGUGGCCAACAUGCACGAACUGGGGAUGGGAGUUACCGGAUGUAACCCUAACAAGCUCCAUGGGACAGCCAGGAACCCAUAUAACCCACAGCACUUCACAGGGGGCAGCUCCAGUGGGUCCGCUUCUGCAGUGGGUGCAGGGAUUUGUCCCAUCGCCAUAGGAACUGAUGCAGGUGGUUCUGUACGCAUCCCUUCAGCCUUGUGUGGGGUGGUGGGCCUGAAAGGUACCUUUGGACGAGUGAGUGACCAUGGUGGUAAACUGCCAGACACCCCGUGUGAAUGUGCCUCACUCCUGCAUGUCGGUCCCAUUGCUGCUUCUGUCAGGGAUGCUGCCAUUGCCUUUGCACUGACAGCAGGGCCUGACCCCAAGUACCCUCAUGGUUUGAACCAACCAAUCAUCAACCUUGAGAAUCUUGACAACACCAACCUGACUGGUAUCCGGGUGGGGGUGGACUGGCGCUACCUCAGGCAUUCCUCCAACUGUAUAGUUGCGGCUUGUGAGAAAACGAUCGAGCACCUGGAGAACUGUGGCGCGAACAUCGUGGACGUGCAGAUCCCAGAACUGGAGGAGGCGAGAAUCGCUCACACCUGCAUCGUCGUCAUGGAGAUGGCUGCUGCAAUGGCGGAAAGUUUCAGUAAACAGUACGACAAGCUGACACUGCCCAGUCGUGGACUACUGGCCAUGAGAGACACUGUCCCAGCUUUUGACUACAUCCAGGCCAUGAAGCAGAGGACUCGCACCAUGAAUUUUCUGAAGGAGAUCUUCAACAAGGUGGAUGUGAUCAUCACACCUGGCACUGGUAUACUAGCACCUCGGACAAACCCUGGUGAGCUGACCUACGGCAAGGCCCCAGAUGAAAAGGACAGUGCUCUCAUGAGAUACAUGUUCCUGGGUAACCUGGCCGGCAUCCCCGCUGUGACCGUCCCCAUUGGUUACAGCAGCAACAACAACCUUCCCAUGAGCCUCCAGGUGCAGGCGGGGUGGUGGCAGGAGGGUGUGAUGCUGAGGGUGGCCCAUGCUGUGGAGAAGGGCACCAAACAUGCCAAACCUCAGGUCCACUUCUCCCUGCUGGGCUAACUACGAGUCAUCCAAAUACUGUAAAUGCAUUUAAUUUCGUGGCAGCAAGAAAAUGGAGUAUUUGCAGUGGUUUUGCGUUUGUGGUAGCACCCUACACUGCAGUCCCAUACUGUAAUGGAAAAAUAUUCUUGAUAGUUUUAGCUUGCGGUAGUACAGCCACCACAAGAACCAUUAACAUAAAACCACUGCGAACAUUUCUCCAUUUACAGUAGAGUGUAAAAUGUAACAUUCCCUCACUUCUAAAAGUUCUAGGCUUUACUAGCCUGGUGUAUAGACAUGAUUGUCAUUUAUAUAUUUGCCUAAAUUAUAGUUGGGAGCUCCGAUUGGGUCUGAGCAAAGAGUCACAUGGUCUUUAUAAUGACAUGGUAGCAGGGUUCGGACGUUCCAGCCCCCUUACACUGCUUCUGAGGUAUUUUGAUUUCCAAAACAUUGCAGGACAUAAGGACCAAACAUUUAAAUGAGCAUGGGGACCAGACUAUUCCACAUAGAAGCAAUCAUUGGAGCAAACCAGAGCUAGAAUAGAUGAAUUCCAAACUGAGGAUCGAGCAAUUAUUGAGAUGGAAACAGUUAAAAAGACAUCAACAGCUCCAGUCAAAAUGAUCCUGAAGUAGAGUUACUUAGUGGUAAAUGCUUUCUGCUUAUAAUCAUGUUUUCACAGAUAUGUCUUUAUUUCUUGAUUAACAGAGUUACCAAAAAUCUUUAUGAAUAUAUGGCUUUAUUGUUGUUUAUAGGCCUUGAGGCAAAUGCAGAGAGCAGUUGAUUGACUUUGAAGUGCUGCCUGGUUUAUGAUAUAAAUCAUAGCUACGGCUAUAAAAACUAUCACUAGCAUAUUAUAAUAAAGGGAACAAGAUGACUAUAAAUUUAUGACACUGAGGUCAAAUGAAUAUUAGUUUUAUGAUGUAUGGUUUUAUUUAGUAAAGACAUCACAGGCAUGAAAUUUAAAA
Branchiostoma floridae (Florida lancelet) is the source of this 3045-nucleotide messenger RNA. Its product is annotated as fatty acid amide hydrolase-like. The transcript is spliced from 20 exons. Gene Ontology annotation, molecular function: catalytic activity. NCBI's taxonomy places the organism in Eukaryota, Metazoa, Chordata, Leptocardii, Amphioxiformes, Branchiostomatidae. The coding region runs from base 254 to 2101 and encodes 615 amino acids. The record is from RefSeq and is a predicted model, not a curated record.